Messenger RNA from Pseudopipra pipra, 5088 nucleotides. RefSeq names its product exonuclease 3'-5' domain containing 2 (gene EXD2). The transcript is spliced from 9 exons. Gene Ontology annotation, cellular component: cytoplasm; nucleus. Bases 238 to 2103 code for a protein of 621 amino acids. The record is from RefSeq and is a predicted model, not a curated record. Gene Ontology annotation, molecular function: 3'-5' exonuclease activity; nucleic acid binding. Gene Ontology annotation, biological process: nucleobase-containing compound metabolic process. Lineage: Eukaryota; Metazoa; Chordata; Aves; Passeriformes; Pipridae.
UAAGGGCGCGUGGCCCUGCUUGUGUUCAGCCUUCUCGCUCUGUUUAAGAGGCGGGAGGGAAUUACUGUCACUUCGCAGGCGUUUAGGCAGGUGCCCGGCCCGUGAUCGGGGUUCUGACAGCGGUUCUGCAGAGCUGUAGCAGCACCGACACCAGAACUUCUGCUUGUGCCAUGAUGAAAUCCUACAAUGCCGUUUUGUGUGGGUGAAGUGAAGGGAUAGAAAAGGAAAUUAAAAAAAAUGCCCAAGCAAACAACAGUGACAAUAACAUUGGCGACCCUGCUGGGUGUUGCAGUGGGAGGCCUGGUUUUGUGGAAAGCAACCCAACGUCGGAAAGGAAAAGCAUGCCAUAGUAGUCAGCAAGAAGAAGCAGCUAUAAAGUCGGGAGAUGAGAAACUCAUUAAGACAGAGGAUAAGGAGGUGCUUUCCUUCUUCAGAUCUCCCACCUUUUCCUGGGUAGAGAGGACCCUUGGUGCAGACAUAGUGAUAGUUUCAGAGCAAGAGGAGUGGAAUCGUGUUGAACCAUUGCUGAAGAAGGAGCUGGAGAAGUGGCCGGUGCUUGGAAUUGAUUGCGAGUGGGUAUCUGUGGAGGGAAGAGCAAAUCCUGUAUCCCUGCUACAGAUGGCUUCUUCCAGUGGCCUCUGCAUUCUUGUUCGGUUGCCCAGGCUUGUUGCCAGUGGACAGACUCUCCCAAAGACCCUGUUGGACAUCAUGGCAGAUAGUACUGUGUUGAAAGUUGGGGUUGGAUGCUGGGAAGAUGCUUGCAAGCUGCUUCAUGAUUAUGGCCUUCCAGUCAAAGGGAGUGUGGAUCUGCGGUAUUUAGCCAUGAGACAGCGGAAGGAUCUACUUCACAACUGCCUUAGCCUUAAGUCUUUAGCUGAAAAAGUCCUGAACUGCCCACUUGACAAAUCUCCUCAUGUGCGUUGCAGCAACUGGGAGGCAGAAGAACUGGCACAAGAUCAGAUUCUCUAUGCUGCUAGGGAUGCCCAGGUCUCAGUGGCUCUGUUCCUCCAUUUGCUGGGAUUUGCUGGCCUCCCUGCUACAUCUGAAGGUGAAAACUCUGUCGCUGCUUGGGAAAAAGCAUUGGGUAAAUGCCGGGGCUUGGUGGAUAUCCCAUUUAGAGGAAGAAAGAGUGGCAGCACAGGAGAGGAGAAGAGUGGAGAUGGACACUCCCCUCAGAAAACAAAGAAUCGGAAAUCUUGGGUGAAUGGCCAGCCCUCUGGCAAUCAUCAAGUGAGAGAUCCACGGAGGCAGAAGCGAAAGCCUCUGGGUGUGGGAUAUUCUGCACGAAAAUCUCCACUGUAUGACAACUGCUUCCUGCAUGCACCAGAUGGACAACCCCUGUGCACUUGUGAUCGCAAGAAGGCUCAGUGGUAUCUGGACAAGGGGAUUGGAGAGCUAGUUAGCACAGACCCCUUUGUUGUGAAGCUGCGGUUUGAGCCUUCCGGACGUCCUGAGUCUCAAGUUGAUUAUUAUCUGACAGUCAAAGAAAACCUGUGUGUUGUAUGUGGCAAGCGAGAAUCCUAUAUCCGGAAGAAUGUUGUUCCUCACGAAUACCGAAGACACUUCCCCAUCCAGAUGAAGGACCACAACUCCCAUGAUGUGCUCCUACUCUGCACAUCCUGCCAUGCCAUUUCCAAUUACUAUGACAACCAUCUCAAGCAGCAGCUGGCUGAGGAGUUUGGUGCCCCCAUCGGCUCCGAGGAAGGUGUGCGUCUGCUGGAGGACCCUCUGCGCAGGCAAGUGCGCUCGGGAGCGCGAGCCCUGCUGAAUGCGGACAGCCUGCCUGACCCCCGAAGGGCAGAGCUUCUGCAAAGCAUCAAGGACUUCUUUAACACAGAGGCAGUCACACCAGAGAUGCUCCAGGAAGCAGCUGGUCUGGAAACCAGGAUCUGCAAUGAGAGCUACAUGCCACAUGGACUGAAGGUGGUGCAGUGUUUUGCUAAAGGAGGCCUGCGCUCCCUUAUGCAGUUGGAAAGACGCUGGCGGCAGCACUUUUUGGACAGUAUGCAGCCCAAGCACCUCCCAGAGCAAUGGUCAGUGGAUCAUAACCACAUGAAGCUAAUCCGAAAGUAUGGGGAGGAUCUUCAGAUUGAGCUGUCGUGAAACUAACUCCCUGAACUCUGGAUAGUGUCUAAUGAACAUAUGUAACUGAAGAUGAAAGGACUAUUUUUAUCUCUAUGCCUUCACUAACACCUGGGUCUGGGUUUGCAAACACGUAGCAGUAGAUCUGCCAGAUUUGACAUUUUUAUAGAGUUAAAUUUGACAGUUAGAUCCAUUGACUUGAACUUUCAGAUGGUUUGGAAUUUUUAAUCCUAGUCUGUCAUUCACUAGUUCAGUGCAAGAGUGAUAUACUAAGGGAACUUGUCUUCUCAAAGUGACUAUGGAGAAUUAUUUUCCUCAAGCCUCCAGGGUACUUGAUGCCUGCAGACCAUCUCUCAGCACAGAGCGCAAUAUAUGAACUUUUCCACACUUUCUGACAUAAAUUUGUGCCCUUGACUUCACCUUUAGAGUCUCUUGAUAAAAAUCUUUCUUUGUUUUCAGUGCAGUUGUACUCAUAUGAGUUCUUCUUAGAGAAGACCCCCUGCCAGAGAGAGAUUUCUUGUUUGGAACUGGCAAAGAAAGCUUACUUUUUUGCAGAUUCUGAGGUGUAUCAGCAUUGCAGAUAGGCCUGAGCAAGUUUCCUCGUGGCAGGUGCCUGAUGAGAAGUAACACUGACUCUGGCAGUAUGGAAGCACCCAUGCCAAGUCUUUUGUUAAACAGCUUCCAGCAACACACAAUUUAUAGAAAUGUUCUUUCCUAAUUCUACUUGUCUGUCUUGAAUAGUGUGCACAUGCCUGCAGGGCUGUGAUCUUGUUGGCAUUACAGAGACAGGGUGGGAUGACUCCUAUGACUGGAGUGUUGGAAGGAUACAGGCUGUUUAAGAAGAACAGGCAUGGAGGUGUCUCACCUUCUGUGUCAAUGACUGGCUGGAGUGCAUGGAGCUCUGGCUGGAGUUCAUGGAGCUCAGCCUAGGGAUGGAUGAGGAGUCAACCAAGAGUUUAUGGGUCAGGAUUAAGGGAGGGCAGAGACAGGUGACAUUAUGGUGGAGGUCUGCUACAGAUCGCCCAACCAGGAAGAUUGAGUGGAUGAAGCUGUAUAUAGACAGAUAAAAGCAGCCUUGUGUUCACAAGCCUUGGUAGUCAUGGGAGACUUCAACCAUCCCCAUAUCUAUUGGAAGGACAACACAGCAGGGCAUAAGCAAUUCAGGAGGUUCCUGGAAUGUGUUGAUAACUUCUCCAGAAAGCCAACCCCAUCCUGGGCUGCAUCAAAAGAGGCAUGACCAGUAGGUCAAGGGAGGUGAUCCUCCCUUCUAUUCUGCUCUCGUGAGACCCAUGUGGAGUACUGCAUCCAGCUCUGGGGCCCCCAACAUAAUAGAGUGUGUCCAGAGAAGGGCUACAAAGAUGAUCAGAGGGCUGGAACAUCUAUCUUAUAGAGACAGACUGAGAGAGUUGUUCAGCCUGGAGAAGUCUCUGGAGAGACCUUAUUGCAGCCUUUCAGUACCUAGAAGGGGCUACAGGAGAGCUGGAGAGGGACUUUUUACAAGAGCACAUAGUAGUUUAAUUACCUAGGUAGCCUCAUUUCCUCGGAUGGCAAGAUUGACGGAGAGAUAGACAACAGGUUAGCAAAGGCAUAUAGUGCUUUUGGAAAACUCCACAAAAGAGUAUGGCGUAAUAAACACUUGAAGAAAAGCACCAAGAUCAGUGUUUACAAAGCCAUAGUGUUGUCUACUCUCUUGUAUGGUUCCGAAUCAUGGGUCAUCUACCGCCACCACCUGUGUCUCCUAGAACGGUUCCAUCAACGCUGCCUCCGUACAAUCCUAAACAUCCACUGGUCAGAUUAUGUGACCAAUACAUCUGUUCUAGAGCAAGCAGCAGUCACAAGUAUUGAGGCCAUGUUGAUGAGAACACAUCUGCGUUGGGCAGGGCACGUCUCCAGGAUGAAGGACCACCACCUCCCUAAGAUCUUGCUUUACGGUGAACUUGCCACCGGCUGCCGCAUGAGAGGAGCCCCGAAGAAAAGAUACAAGGACUUCCUGAAACAACAUCUCAGCCUUGGCCAUAUUGAUCAACAUAACUGGUCUACUCUGGCCUCCAAUCGGGAGGUCCGGAGACACACCAUCUAUAACGCAGCUGUCUCCUUUGAGAACGCACGCAGGAUCACCCUUGAGGAGAAAAGGCAACACAGAAAGAACCGUGUCUUGCAGAAUAUACCACCUAAGGAGUCUUUCUGCUGUGCCUUUUGCAAUCGGAUAUGUCUGUCACGUAUUGGCCUCAUAAGCCACCAGCGUGCAACAAAUGUGGAUAGAGCCUUCCCAAAUCUUCGUUCGCGAAGCCUAGCCAUGAUGAUGACGUAGUAGUACAACAGGGAGGAAUGGCUUUAAACUGAAAGAGGGUAGGUUUACGCUUAGAUAUUAGGAAGAAAUUCUUUAUUGUGAGGGUGGUGAAGCACUGGCACGGGUUGCCCAGAGAGAAGCUAUGGGUGCCCCAUCCCUGGAAGUGCUCAAGGCCAGGUUGGAUGGAGCUCUGAGCAACCUGGUCUAGUGAAAGGUGUCCCUGCCCAUGGCAGGUGAGUUGGAACUGGAUGAUCUUUAAGGUUCUUUCCAACCCAAAUCAUUCUAUGAUUCUAUGAAUAGCUCUCGGGGAGUACCUUUUCAGAUCAGACUGAAAUGAGUACAGGUUUCUUAAAAGGAAUAAGAGGAAACAAAUUUAAAUUAAAGACCAGCAUCUUUUAAGAGAGCAGACCACAUAUGGCAAAAAAAUGGAAAAUCUGGUGUUCUGUACCUGGAUUUGGCAUGCAUAGUGGUGAGCAGGUCAUACUUGCUCCAUUCUCGUUUCCCUACCUCUAACAUGGGACUAACAGUACAUAAUUAUCUCACAAGGGUGUUGUGAGGCUUAAUUAAUACAUGUGUUUAUAAAAUGCUUUGAAAAUAUAAGCUAGUGUGUGCUAAUUAUUACUGUUGGUUUUUAAAAUGUGCUGCUGUCUCACUUUCUUAAAUACUCAUUUUUUGUCUGGUGCUAGACCUUAGUUAAAUAUAACUUUUUAAAAAUA